Messenger RNA from Lathyrus oleraceus (garden pea), 1419 nucleotides. Its product is annotated as N-carbamoylputrescine amidase. Lineage: Eukaryota; Viridiplantae; Streptophyta; Magnoliopsida; Fabales; Fabaceae. The transcript has 8 exons. Gene Ontology annotation, molecular function: N-carbamoylputrescine amidase activity. Bases 219 to 1253 code for a protein of 344 amino acids. The record is from RefSeq and is a predicted model, not a curated record.
UAAUCUAAUCCAGAAUGAUUAAAGUAGCUAAUCUUAACAAGUAGUUCGAGCAUCAGCCACAAGCGAGAUGUUUUUGUAAGCUAAUACCCAUAUAACGCAUAAUGUGUUAAAAAGCUUAGCGGAAUAAAUUACUCGAAUAUUGUCGGACACCACUGUCUUGGUGGGAGAGAUAAUAUAUACUCAAUAUCAUAAUCAAAUCUACUCUCUUCACACCAAACAUGGAAGACAAGGGUAGAAAAGUUGUUGUUUCCGCUCUUCAGUUUGCUUGCACCGAUCACGUCUCAACCAAUGUCGCCACCGCCGAAAGGUUUCUCUUCUUAUCUCAUUAUAGCACCUUUACCCAUAUACUUCAUUAUAUAAACCACCCAUUUUGUUAUAGUCUAUACUUUAAUCAAUAUGAAUACAAAAUGUUUUACAUGCUUAUGGAUCUUUGGUGCAGACUUGUUCGAGAUGCUCAUAAACUGGGUGCAAACAUUAUUCUCAUUCAGGAACUUUUUGAAGGCUAUUACUUCUGUCAGGCACAGAGAGAGGAUUUCUUUCAAAGAGCUAAGCCCUAUAAGGACCAUCCUACAAUUAUAAGGAUGCAGAAACUUGCAAAAGAGUUAGGUGUAGUCAUACCGGUUAGCUUCUUCGAGGAGGCAAACAAUGCACAUUAUAACUCAAUAGCCAUUAUUGAUGCUGAUGGUACAGAUCUUGGAAUUUAUAGGAAAUCUCAUAUUCCAGAUGGACCAGGUUAUGAGGAAAAGUUCUAUUUUAAUCCGGGUGACACUGGAUUUAAGGUUUUCCAGACAAAAUAUGCAAAAAUCGGAGUUGCUAUUUGCUGGGAUCAGUGGUUUCCAGAGGCAGCCCGAGCAAUGGCGCUUCAAGGUGCUGAGAUUUUAUUUUAUCCAACCGCUAUUGGAUCUGAACCUCACGAUCAAAGCAUCGAUUCUCGUGACCAUUGGAAACGAGUAAUGCAAGGACAUGCUGGGGCCAAUCUCGUACCUCUCGUGGCUUCAAACAGGACAGGUAAUGAGAUAAUUGAGACCGAGCAUGGAAAAAGUGAGAUAAAGUUUUAUGGAAACUCCUUCAUAGCAGGGCCUACUGGAGAAAUUGUUUCAAUUGCUGAUGAUAAAGAGGAGGCGGUUCUUAUUGCUGAAUUUGAUUUGGACAAAAUCAAAUCCACGAGGCAUUGUUGGGGGGUAUUCCGUGAUCGGCGUCCAGAUCUAUAUAAGGUGCUUUUAACAUUAGAUGGAAACAAUCCUGUUCGUUGAUAGAUAAACAUUUUACUUCGUCAAUGCUGUAUAAUUAUGCCCAGGAUGGUUUAAGCCUUUUCAACACAAAAACACCAUCAGUGAAUUCCAUGUAAUUUAAUAAAUACACGCAUUAAAGAUCAAUGAGCAAACUAUUUUUUUUAAUGUAUUUUGGUGUUUCGUUUCU